UAUGUUACAGUAAAGAGAGGAGAGGGGAAAUGUGUGGCCUGUCCCUUUAAAAAGGGGCAGUCCUAACUGAAUUCCUGGCUUGGGCGGAAGCAGGAAGUUGUUUCUCCCCCUGCAUGUGGCUGCACUUCCAGCUGUCUGAGUGUCUAACCGCAAAAGCCUCUCAACAGGCAGGUAGUUAGACUUUCCAGGCACAGGCAAGAACACUGUUUCCUCCCUCUGACACUUCUACCCUCCCCUUACUCACUAAAUGUCUCUAUUCUCUCCCUUUCUCCUUAUCUAGAACUAGGGCAGGACACUACUUCCUCCACCCUGCCCCCGCACACACAGAGGUCAAAGUCCCAUCAGAGCAGACGGACUCUCCCUACCUGUCCUCACCGCCCUCUUUUCUCUCUCACUCAUUCCCCCUGUUUGCUCUCAUUCCUCUUCUCUCCGGCGGAUUAGGGGGAAAGCGAGGUGGUGGAGAAAGUGAUGACGACUGGCAUGCUGAACCCAAGUCACUACCCUGCCCGUCGGGCAGCCACGGUGGUCCAACACUACCUGAACACCCGCUACGGCUCACCCUACAGGUGGAUCUUUCUCAGCAAAGUACAUAGCGGCAGCGCAGAGGUAAGAGUGGAGAUAGAGGAUCAGCACACUUUGGGGAGUGUGUUGGGCGGGGGCAGUUAAUAUUACAAGGCAAGGAAGGAAAGAUCCUUGAAGGGGAUGGAUAUGGGAGGUCCGUGCGGAUAAAAAGUCAAUUCUCAAUAAUGCAUACAGUGGGGGCUUGUGAGGGGGCGACGGCUUUAUGGAACAUAGUUCUGUUUACUUACACUUGUCUUAAGUGGUUCAUUUCUGCUCUCUCUCCCUGACUGUCAGGAUGUGGCAGAGAUGGGGAGGAAGUAUCAACUGGAGCUUACCAUGCAGGAGAUGAUCAGUAACGUAAGAUCCGAUUCACAUUGUCAGUGACUCACUAUCGCACAGAACAGCUGUAUGAAUAAAUACAAGGUGUGUUCAGUAACCAUGGCUACACUGCCAUGGUGAUAAAUACGCCUGUGUUAGAGCAACAACCUAUUUUCCUUCUCUUAUUUUUCCUCUCCCGUAUCUUCCCCUAACAUACCGCUACUUUCCUUUCCCCAACUCUCCUUUCAUAUUUUCACUUUCUUCUCCCCACCUCAACCCUCACCCUUUCCUCUCCCUAUAAAGGUUUCGGGGCAGUGCUCUGCGGAGCUCCUCUUUCCAGGGGGAGAGGGGCAGAGUGCUCCCCAGGUCCAGGCCUCCUGUGAGGGACUGCUUCAAAGUAACACCACGGCUCAGGAAGAGGCCUUCUACCAGCAACACAGAGCCAGCAAUAACCUGGUGUCAGGAAACAAUAUACCAGGUAGAUAUAGAGCUAUAAAUACACACACACACACACACAACUCAGUCAGCCAUGGUAUAAUGUCCAAACAUGUCCACUGAAAUCACCAUCUCUUUGUUCAGACUGUGGUCCCUUUUGUGGUCUAACUGACCCCAUCUCUCUUCUGACCGUGAUGUUUCUUUGACAGACAGCUACGGUCACAUGGAGACCAGCAUGAAACCCUUCUGGCAACUGGCGGGCGUGGCCUCCAGUUUUAUCAUGCUGAGGGAGUCCAAUGAGAGCACGCUGUACAACAUGGCCCAGGUGGCCAACUUCACACAGUUGGUGAGCAGUAAAAGAGAGACGUCGAGUGCCUGCCCGACUAGAUGCGCAGGCGUUGCAUCAACCAAUGGUUGCGUGCUACGUCAUCAACUGUGCAGUCGGGCACCAGAUUGCUAUAUCAUAUGUGGUUAGCUGAUAUGUUAAAUACCUAUCCAGGCGUGGUAUGAUCUGGUCUGCGAUGUAGUCGGACAGUAACUUGAGAAGAACCUCAGUGUAACCAUGGAGAUAUGUGCCCAAUUCCAAAUUGACACCUAACUCCCCACCCACACACUUUCAAUCCGUCCUUCUCACACACAUGGUCCCUGGUUCUGUCUGUCCCUCAACAGGAGACUGAGAAUGACCAGCUGAGGUUCAACUACCAUGUCCUGCUGCAUGAAAUGAUUUCCCAGGUAACGAAAACAUUCUGCCAUCUGUCUUAACAUAACUCAGACGUCAUGUUUAUUAUUAUAAAGGUACAUUCUUGUGUGUACGUGCAGGAGAUCAUCCACUGGAAGCUGCUAUUCACCUGGUCCCCAGAACAGGGAGUUAAAGUCCUGCAGACUGAGCUGCAGCCAAAGUGCAACCACUGUGAGGCUCCUCCGAACACCACCAACUGAGAUACACACACAGAGAAAUACUUACACAAGUACUACAGAGAAGAGUAUAGCACAUCUUUCUUAGGACUUGAAUGAAAGGGUAAAGCCAUUUUCUACCUGAUUUUGAAAAGCUGAGCUUUACACAUCACACUUGUCUUAGCUUUAGUAAUUAUGUUUACCUUCACCACUACUGCUUCAGAGGAGAGGAUAGGGCACAUGUCAAUGGCCUUACUGCAGCUAUGCCAAUGCACUGCUUUUACUGUGUCAGCUUGUAAGACUCUUGGUAAGAUAUAACAAUGUGUUUGUAAAAACCUUUUGUUAAUAUACUCUAUUGAUGAUGUGAAGGGGU
Messenger RNA from Coregonus sp. 'balchen', 2581 nucleotides. The record is from the annotation of a GenBank genome assembly. Lineage: Eukaryota; Metazoa; Chordata; Actinopteri; Salmoniformes; Salmonidae.